Molecule: messenger RNA, 2037 nt
Organism: Rotaria sp. Silwood1
Lineage: Eukaryota; Metazoa; Rotifera; Eurotatoria; Philodinida; Philodinidae
Source: the annotation of a GenBank genome assembly
AUGGACAGUUCAAGUGAAACCGGAAGCGACAGUGAUUAUUUCGAUGAUGCAAACAGCGGUUCGGAAACGGGAGAUGGCGAAAGCCAAACAUCCGACGAUGAUGAUGAAAUUGAUUUAGAAAACCUAAAAUUAGACGAUGACUCCACAUGGAAAAGUUCGUAUACUUCCCGUUCUGGAAUGAUUUGGUCCUCAACUCCUCAUCAUUCAACGAAAAAUGAUUUUUCGAAUGAUGUUAUUCAAAAAGCUGGUCUUACAAAUACCAGUGAAAAUAUUUCAUCUGUCGAAGAUGCAUUCAUGUGUUUUAUGCCAAACAAACUUCUGGAAAAAAUCUUGGAUUAUUCAAACUUGGAGUAUACUCACAAGAAUACCUCCACGAAAAAAAUUGAAGAAAUAACACUCAUAGAAUUGAAAGCAUUUAUUGGACUUUUAUUGCUUGCUGGUUUAUUGGGGAAAUCGAAGAUCGAUCUGAAAUGCUUAUGGAGAAGAAGUCCAUUAGAACCGCCAAUAUUCAAAGCCACUAUGUCAAGAACUCGUUUUCAGGAUAUUAUUUCUUGUUUGAGAUUUGACGACAAAAGAACAAGGGAAGAAAGAAAACGAACAGAUAAAUUUGCAGCAAUUCGUGAAAUCUGGUCAUAUUUCCAAAAUUGCUUACAAACAUGUUACACACCGGGAUCAAAUGUUACUAUUGAUGAACAACUACUAGGAUUUAGAGGAAAAUGUUCCUUCCGUCAAUAUAUGCCAAAAAAGCCUGACAAAUACGGAUUAAAAUUUUGGCUAUGCGUUGAUGUGGACUCACAUUAUGUAUUCAAUGCAUUUCCUUACGUUGGACGACAACCGAAUGAGCAAAGACAAACACAGAUAGGUGCCAAAGUCGUUCUAGAAUUACUCAAACCACUUUACGGCUUCCAAAGAAACGUUACAAUAGAUAAUUUCUUCACAAGUGUUCCAUUAGCCCAAACGCUUCAAACAAAGAAUCUGACUCUUAUAGGAACACUGCGAAAAAACAAGUCAGAAAUACCUAUCGAGUUUCAAUCCAACGAAAAUCGUGAAGUGGGUUCUUCGCUCUUUGGUUUCCAAGAUGGUUUAACCUUAGUUUCAUUUGUCCCAAAACAGAAUAAAGCUGUUUUAUUGCUCUCCUCAAAACAUCACGACAAUCAAGUGGACAAUAAAACUGGAAAACCGAUCAUUAUAUUGGAUUAUAACAAAACAAAGGGGGCUGUCGAUACUGUUGAUCAAAUGUGUCAUAAAUACACGGUAAAAAAUAUUUCAGUAUUUCUAUAGCUUAUUUUACUUUUCAGGUAAAACGAGGUACAAAGCGAUGGCCAGUUUGUAUUUUCUAUGGGAUGAUAGACAUUGCUGCCAUAAAUGCUCUGAUUGUCUGGAAAGUGAAAAAUCCUCAAUGGAAUCAGAAUACAAAUCAUAAACGUCGAUUAUUUUUGGAAGAAUUAGGAUUAGCACUGGUAUCGCAUCUGUUGGAUUUUCGUUCGAAGAACUCGAAAUUUUUGAACACAGAUAUUCUAAAUGCUUUAGCAAUCGUCGGUUAUCCUGUGUCGAAGAACGAUCCGGCAGAAGCGAAUGAAAAUCCCACUCAACCAAAACGAAAAAGGUGCUCCAUUUGUGAACGUUCUACGGACAAGAAAACAUCAAUUCAAUGUUUCAGUUGUUCUUCGUUCGUUUGUAGUGAUCAUUCUGUCAAACGUGUCUUUUGUAUUAAUUGUUCUAAAUAAGGAACAUCGUUCUCAUUUUUUUUCUAUAGAAUAAAACAAGAAAAGGUCAGAUCUUACGAAAAUAUUGGCUGAAAAGUAAAAGGAUUAUUAAAAAAGAACACAUGUCAUCAAAAUCACGGUUAAAAGAGGCCGGUACUCCAAGGGUUAAGCAAGAUUGGUUUUUUAGACUCAAAAUUGUUCGUGUUUUUGUUUAAUUUGAAGUGAUUUCUGAUUAAUUUUUCGUUUUAAAGUUUUUGGUAGAUCAUUCGGUUAUUACAUGAAUUCAGAUAUUUAUAAUAUUUUUCAGAUAUAAUAGAUGGGUGUGGGUGUG